Pseudogymnoascus verrucosus is the source of this 2316-nucleotide messenger RNA. RefSeq lists its product as uncharacterized. Lineage: Eukaryota; Fungi; Ascomycota; Leotiomycetes; Thelebolales; Thelebolaceae. Gene Ontology annotation, cellular component: cytoplasm. Gene Ontology annotation, molecular function: 2-oxoglutarate-dependent dioxygenase activity. The transcript has 3 exons. Bases 937 to 2247 code for a protein of 436 amino acids. The record is from RefSeq and is a predicted model, not a curated record.
AAAAUUUAUUACUCAAAAGCUUCGUUGAUUGACAUGAAUCUCCAAGUCAACGUCGUAAGCUCAAUCGUCACGACAACCAUAAAGCAAUAUCGCAUGACCAAUUGCUCUGAUCAAAUUAUACAAGCUAUCUCCUUUCUAGCUCGCCGGCGUCGGUGCAAAAAGUCGGAUUGUCCGUGUUGACAUUCUCUCUAUAUAUAAUUAGCACGCCAUAACCCCACACAGUGUUAUCAUAUUGCUCGCAUGGCAUCAACCACCAAAUUUCACCACAUUACGAAGCUACCAUGCCCAACUCUAGUGUCGCUAGCGACCACACUGAUUGAUCAGACUGAACGGUUGAUCUGGGUAAGCUGUUGACGUCUUCUGACGCCUUCGCAAUCACCCAUCCUCCAUCGGUCAACUCUUUCUGUCACGCCGAUGCCUCCUCAUAGCUCGACCUUGAAACCUGCACAUCAUCACGGUACGGAGAAGUCAACCACCGACCGCCGUCUGUUUUAACCCACUAGGUAUGUGCAAGAUUUCGUGAUCGAACUACGUAGCCACUUAGGACGCGCUGAUUGAAAGCACGCUCGAUAGCGGGGUUGGUGGGACCGACGACGCCGAUAUAGAAACAAGGCGCCAUGAGGAUACGCAUGGCGGGGUAGCCUCGAGGACGGGCAAAGCAUGGUAGUUGUCGCCGACAGCUCCUCAGAAUGCUUCAAUGAGGAGCACAAGCAUCGUUGUCGUCGCCAUAGGCUGCUAUCUCGCGUCAUUGCGAUCUUGCAUACAUAGCGAGCUAUUCUCUCACGAAAUAUAUAUAUAUGCCCUGCAAGCCUGAGUCGCAAAUAUGUCUCCCGGACUCUGUUUUAUAGUCAUCUCUUCCAACUAUCCUACUCGACCGAAGCCACAGAAGCCUACAGCUAUUUCAAUACCACCAGUACCUAUCAAGACUUAGACAUUAUGGCUCCUUCUAUUGAACAAGUCGUUCCGGAGUCCGUCGUGCAGACUGCUGAGCACAUCCAGGAGAAGCUUACAGCUGUUAGCCUUGGCAACUCUGAGGAGCAGAAGCCUGUUGAGAAGGUUGAGGAAGCUCCGGCUGUUCAGGCCCCAGCUGUCGAGACUGCUCCAGCUGUUCAAGCUCCAGCCGUCGAGGCACCGGCUGCUGAAGUGCCAGCUGAGGAGGCCGUCAAGCCAGCGGCUGUCCCAGCUACCAGCUACAUCAAAGCACCCCUGAAGCUCAGCGGUGCCAUCGACUCAUGGAAGAACUUUGAAGUGACCCCAGUUAUUGGGCGUGAAUACGCCGAUGUUGACCUCGCCGCCGUCCUAACGGCUGAGAACUCUGACGAGCUGCUCAGAGACCUUGCCAUCACCAUCUCCCAGCGUGGUGUCGUCUUUUUCCGUGCCCAAGAUAACCUUACCGACGACCUCCAGAAGCAACUUGCACAGCGCCUUGGCGAGCUCUCUGGCAAGCCUGAGACUUCCAAGCUUCACAUCCACCCUGUUGCAAACGCAGGAAGGGAGCACGGAGGCAAGGAUGACGAGAUCAGCGUCAUCUCAUCCGAGCAGGCGAAGAAGAUCUACUUCAACUCAAAGUCGAAGUUUUACAACCAGGGCGUGAAGAAGCAGAACGGAAAGAUUGGCUGGCACUCGGACAUCACCUUCGAGCCCAUCCCAUCCGACUACUCCAUCCUCAGACUUGUUGAGCUUCCCUCGACUGGCGGUGACACCCUCUGGGCCUCCGGCUACGAGCUCUACGACCGCAUCUCCGAACCAUACCAGAAAUUCCUCGAGACCCUGACCGCCACCUACGCGCAACCCGGCUUCAACGAGGCCGCCGACAGGAACGGCUUCAAGCUCUACACCGAAGCCCGCGGCGCCCCCGAGAACGUCGGCGACCUCCUCGAGGCCAUCCACCCCGUCAUCCGCACCAACCCCGUUACCGGGUGGAAAUCCGUCUUUGCCGUCGGCCAGCACGUCGCCAAGGUGAACGACGUGAGCGAGCUCGAGAGCGAGGCGCUUCUGGCUUGGUUCGUCAGACUGUUGGUCGAUAACCACGAUCUACAGGUCCGUCAUAGGUGGCAGAACCCGAAUGAUCUCGCUAUCUGGGAUAACAGGAGUGUGUACCAUGCUGCUACUCCGGAUUACCUCGAGGGUAACUAUGGAGAGAGGAAGGGGAACCGCGCGGUGAGCUUGGGGGAAAGGCCGUAUUUGGACCCGGCUAGUGUGUCGAGGAAGGAGGCGCUGGCCGCUGAGAGUGCUGCUUCUGCUUAGAGCAUUUAAGGAGAGGUUUUUGAGCGUAGUGUACUUGGCUUAUUUGGGGUACAAGUAGGAUGAAUAAUG